This is a messenger RNA of Babesia bigemina, 1407 nucleotides long. Its product is annotated as dnaJ C terminal region domain containing protein, putative. Gene Ontology annotation, biological process: response to heat; protein refolding. Bases 1 to 1407 code for a protein of 468 amino acids. The transcript has 5 exons. Gene Ontology annotation, molecular function: ATP binding; heat shock protein binding. Gene Ontology annotation, cellular component: cytoplasm. Lineage: Eukaryota; Apicomplexa; Aconoidasida; Piroplasmida; Babesiidae. The record is from RefSeq and is a predicted model, not a curated record.
AUGGCAAUCUUUCGUGUGCUAACGCCGCAGAAGCGUGGUAGCGCCCGUGGAUUCUACACCUGCUUGGCUCAUAUAGCGACACGAUCGGCGGCAUACGUCAGAGAUGCGCUUGUAACGGGCGGCAGUUUCGGCGAGCACAGAACAAGUUGCGCAGCGCGGGCCUCGGCGCCGUCAAGCCGCCACACCAGAGGCCUACAUACUUCUGCAUUUAGGCGUAACAAGGACCCCUACUCCGUGCUCGGAGUAAGCCGAAACGCUUCCACAGACGAGAUCAAACGGAAGUUUCGGGAGCUGGCGAAGAAAUACCACCCGGACCUCAACCCUUCGCCGGAUGCGAAGCAGAAGAUGGCGGAGAUAUCGAGCGCAUACGAACUACUCUCUGAUCCCCAGAAACGCAAGAUUUACGACCAGACUGGCAUGAACUCGAGCGACGGUGGAUACGACCCAUCUGCGGGAUUCAGCGGCUUCGGCGACUCAUCUUUCAUGUUCACUGACUUCGCGGAGAUGUUCUCGCGCAUGGCAGGAGCUCAUGGCGCCGGUAACGCAUUCACGGGGAGCACCCGUGGCGACGACAUCCAGACCGAGAUAAGCAUUACGUUCAUGGAAGCAGUCAAGGGGUGUUCUAAGAACAUCAACAUCCCUGCCAGGGUGGCUUGUGGCGAUUGCAAGGGGCUAGGUCGGCAACCGGGAACAAGCAUAGAGGUGUGCAAAAUAUGCAACGGGACGGGUAAGCGCCGUCGUCACGGAUUUGACUUAUUUGUAACAGGAGUACAACGCAUGGAACGCGGCCCCAUCAUCAUCGGUGUUCCGUGCAGGACGUGUAGCGGCACGGGCCAGGUCAUCGCACAUCCUUGCCGCGCCUGCGGGGGAACGGGCGACAGGGCGCAGACGAAGUCCGUGAACGUCACCAUACCCGCUGGAGUCAGGCAGGGAAUGCAAAUGCGUAUACCCAACCAAGGGCACGUUGGGAUGCGCGGCGGGAAGAGCGGUCACCUGUUCGUGAACAUCAACAUCCAACCGCACCAUAUUUUCAAGUGGAUCGAUGACGACAUUCACGUCCACUUGCCCAUAUCGCUCAAGCAGUGCCUGCUCGGGGGGAACGUGGUGGUGCCCACGCUCGACGGAUACACCGACCUCACCAUCGCCCCCAACUGCCAGCCCUUCUUCAUCAAGACGCUCAAGAACAAGGGCCCGCCCAAGGUAGAUAGCCGUAACAACGGUAACUUGGUCGUGCACCUCGAGCUCAGGCUCCCGGACACACUCACCGCUCGGCAGAAGGAGCUGGUCGAGGAGUUCGAGAAGGAAACUUCCAGUGACCCGCGCUCGUCCCGCAACACCAACGAAAACGCACACGAAGAAGACAAAACCCGCUGGUGGAAGCGCGUUGUCGGCGCAAAAACCCACUAA